UUAAAGGCAGCCAAAUACCAACACCAAAUUAUCAUUCUUCACCUUGCAAAAAAAAAAAUGGGUUCUAACAAGCCUUACAUUGUUGCAAUUUUCAUCCAAAUUACCUUUGCCGGAAUGAGCCUAAUGUCUAAGGCCGCCUUCGCCGCCGGUAUGAAUACUUAUAUCUUCCUCUUCUAUCGUCAAGCUGCUGGCACUCUCGUCUUAGUCCCACUCACUCUGAUCUUAAAAGGGAAGGAGAAGAGGCCAUUGUCUUUCAAGCAUCUCUGCCAAAUUUUUGUCAUUUCAUUGAUAGGGAUCACUCUUGCAUUGGAUGCUUAUGGAGUGGCCAUUAAUUACACGUCAGCAACUCUUGGUGCUGCAGCCUUCAAUUGCGUUCCUGUCACAACAUUCUUCUUUGCGGUUUUACUAAGGAUGGAGAAGGUGAAGUUAAAGAAAGCAGCAGGGAUAGCAAAGGUAGUGGGGAUAAUGAUAUGCAUGGCAGGUGCAGCCAUUCUUGCUUUCUACAAAGGCCCCUAUUUGAAGCCACUUUUCACACACCAACUUUUCCACCAUUAUCACCAAUCUCAAUCCCACCAUUCUUCUAAAUCCCAAAACACAUGGAUGAUUGGCUGUUUCUUCCUUCUCAUCACUAGUGUUUCUUGGGGCAUUUGGUUUGUUCUCCAGGCUAGAUUCUUGAAGGGGUACCCUCACCCAAUGGAGUUCAUGUGCAUGCAAACAGUAAUGAGUAUGGUUCAAAGCUUUGUUGUGGCCAUUGCAAUGGAAAGAGAUCCUUUGGACUGGAAAUUGGGUUGGAACAUUAGACUCUUUGCUGUCCUCUAUUGUGGCAUUUUAGUAAUUGGGAUUUCAAAUAAUGCCCAAUGUUGGGUAAUCAGAGAAAAAGGUCCAGUUUUCCAAGCCAUGACGACGCCAUUGAAUUUAAUCACAACAAUAAUUGGUUCCCAGUUACUCUUUUCCGAAGGAAUUUAUUUGGGAAGCAUUAUAGGUGCAUCCUUAUUGGUAAUGAGUCUUUACAGUGUUUUGUGGGGAAAAAAUAAAGAGCUUGUCACUCCUCCAAACAAUAAUCAACCAUGUCUGCCACAAAAGGAGACUCGAGAGUUGACAUGUCGUACUGAAGUCAACUCCUCAUUGGUCUAAAAUUAGAUUUCCUCUCAUUUGUUGGGCUGAAGCUUUAAAUGCUAUUAAUUAGGUUUCUCUUUUUCUCUUUUUUUUUCUUUUUUUAUUUGUAUUUUGGUUAUUAUAUGCAAUAAUUUGCACUUUAUCAAUUUCAAUUUAUAAAAUAUGAUGAAACACAAAGUCCACAUUUGUCACUGCUCCAAACAACAAAACAUUAUAGCACGUUUGUUAACGAUUUCAAUUUUUGUUUUAAACUUUUAGCAUUUUCUUUAAGAUAGUUUCCAUCCUAAAAAAAUAAAUAAGUACAUAGUCAAAUUCUAAAUUGUUGGAAAAAUACCUCUCACACUAUUACCUUAAGAAACAGUUGAAAAAUAAUUGAGAAAUUAAAAGAAAAUAGCAUAACUAAGUGUUGGGAGAAAAUUGGGAUAUUAUGAUAACGGAAUAAACUAGCAAACUUAUUACACAUCAACUAGAAACAAUACACUCAAUAUAUAAUAUUCAAACUCAAAUAUAAGCUAGAUGAUGUAAUAAGGCACUUAGAUAUGAAAAUAACCAAAUACUAGAAAAAAAACCUCAAAACCUUUGAAGAUUCAAAACAUAGUCAUGACACACUUUUGAUAAAGUGUUGUCAUGAAACACUACAAGAAAACACCCAUUUUCCACAAGGAUAUAAAAUAUAAUAUAUGCAACGAACAACUCUAAGAGUCAAAGUUUAGCUCACCAAAAGUAGUUUCCAACGGACGAAGACCAGCUGCAUUGAAGAUUGAAGGACGAACAGAUGAUGGACGAUGAACAAUGGACAACAGAUGAUGGAUGAACAGAUGAUGGACGACGAACAAUGGACAACAGAUGAUGGACGAACGGUGACAGACGAUAGACGAACGUCCACGGAUGACUGGUACGAUUUAGGCGACGGACGAAUGCCUUGUUCAACGAACAAUUGAAGGACAAACGGAUGAUUGAAGGACGAAUGGCGAUGGACAAUGGAGGAACGAACGGACGAUGGUCAAAAUCAGCUGGUUCGAUUUGGGGGUAUUUUUUUUGUUUUAGGGUUAAAAGAAAGGUAGAAAGCAAAUCUGAAAUUGGGGAUUCAAUUUGGGGGUUUUAAAUCGAAACUCCCGACGGACUAUUGUAACCUUCGGGAAUUCCUACACAACUCCCAACGAAUUUUUUAAUUUGUCAGGAGUUCAACUAGUCAAGAUUGGCCUUCGUUACCAACUCCCAAUGGGCAUGGUGAGGCGUCAAGAGUUUGAGCACUACAACGUCGGGAGUUAUUGAGCACUCCUGACGGCAUCCUUACAUAGUCAGGAGACAAUCUCUCUCCCAAUGAUGUAUUUUUCAGCAGUUGUUUUAGGCAUCAUGAGAGUCCCUUUUUCUUGUAGUGGAACUUGUCGUCGGGAGUUUGGUCGAGAUAUUUCCACCGGAGUACAACUCCUGACGCGGAAACACACACCAUCGGGAGUUUGGAACUCCCAACGCAUGUACACAUAUCGUCGAGAGUUCUAGCCAUUGGGAUUCAAUUUCAAAAAUUCAAAAUCUGAAGCUGCCGGGAGAUAUAGAAACUCUCGAUGUUUUUCGUCGGGAGAUAGUCAUUUUUUAAAAUUUUUAAUUUUUAAUUUUUUAAUUUAAUCUGAAUAAUCUAAAAUAUAUAACAUCAUUAGCAACUCAAAAUAUUUACAUAAGAAAGAAAACAAAUAAACAAAGUCGAUAGUAUUCUUUAUUACACAAAAAAAAGAAAAGUUGGCAAAAUGGUCUACAAAAGAAAUAUGUCUUCACAAAUACAUAGAAGAAAGAACUCUCAAUAACGUCUCCAACACAACAUCUCCAACACAACAUCUCAACAACAUUUUCAACAUCAUCUCCCAACAGCAUCCCACAAAACAAAUAAAAACCAUAAGGUGGAUCCUACAAAUCAUACAAAACAAAGAAAAUCCUAUAAUCCUA
Benincasa hispida (wax gourd) is the source of this 3057-nucleotide messenger RNA. RefSeq names its product WAT1-related protein At5g64700-like. NCBI's taxonomy places the organism in Eukaryota, Viridiplantae, Streptophyta, Magnoliopsida, Cucurbitales, Cucurbitaceae. The record is from RefSeq and is a predicted model, not a curated record. Gene Ontology annotation, cellular component: membrane. Gene Ontology annotation, molecular function: transmembrane transporter activity.